This is a messenger RNA of Coffea eugenioides, 4352 nucleotides long. RefSeq names its product RRP12-like protein. The transcript has 18 exons. The record is from RefSeq and is a predicted model, not a curated record. NCBI's taxonomy places the organism in Eukaryota, Viridiplantae, Streptophyta, Magnoliopsida, Gentianales, Rubiaceae. The coding region runs from base 58 to 3903 and encodes 1281 amino acids.
CUAGCGCCACUGCCUUCCGUCACCUGCUGGCCGGCUGGGGUUUCUCACUCCCUAACAAUGGAAGGCAUUGAAAUGGACGACCCCCAAUUCCCACACGAUGACGUAUGCGCUGAAAUUCUCUCACAAUUCGGCGACGCUGCAAACGAGCAUCACCUCCACGUAUGCACGGCCAUCGGUGCAAUGACGCUGGAGUUAAAGGAACAAAAUCUCCCGCUCAAACCCCUCUCCUACUUCUGCGCCACCUGUUCUUCUCUCCACCGCCUCUCUUCGGCAUCCGAAACGGAAACUCCCGGCCACCUCGUUGAUGCCCUAAUUACGAUUUUGUCUGUCGUCACUGGGAAGUCUAAUAACGCGGUUCUGAGGAAGAAAUUUGGUUACUUGUCGGACCUUUUGAUUCGGAUUCUUCGGGUCAAGUCGGUUGGUCCCAAUGGGAUUGUUCCGGGUCUGAAGUGCGUCUCGCAUUUGUUGGCUGCAGCAAAGGAGAAAUUCACCUGGUCUGAUAUGGCUCAGCUUUACGGAGUUCUAGUUGCUUGCAUAACCGAUGAUAGAACAAAGGUAAGAAAGCAGGCACAUGCAUGUCUACGUGAAGUCUUGAUAUUGUAUCGUAUGUCUCCACUGCAUGCUGCAUUGCUGACACCAGCUAGUGAAGCCAUAUUGAAAGUUUUUGAACGGUCUCUUCUGCUAGCUGGAGGAUCCAAUUCAAACGUUUCUGAAGUCCCCAGAGGAGCACAGGAGGUUCUGUAUGUUCUUGAUGCUCUGAAAGUUUGUCUCCCUUGCAUGUCUGGAAAGUCUUCAACCAACAUCUUGAAGAACUUCAAAUCUCUCUUGGAUUUAAAACAACCUCUUCUCACUAGGCGAAUAACAGAUUGUCUGAAUGCAAUUUGUCUCAACCCACCUGGAGAAGUUUCCCCUGAAGCCCUUCUUGACCUUUUAUGCUCCUUGGCAACUUCAGUCUCUUCAAAUGAAACAUCUGCUGAGAGCAUGACAUUUACAGCUCGAUUGUUAGAUGUUGGGAUAAGAAAAGUUUAUUCUCUUAACAGGCAUAUUUGUGUUGUUAAGCUUCCUAUUGUAUUCAAUGCCCUCAGUGAUAUUUUGGCUUCUGAACACGAGGAGGCUGUAUUAGCAGCAAUGCAUGCAUACAAGAGCCUGAUAGAUGCAUGCGUUGAUGAAAAGUUGGUCAAACAGGGUGUCGACCAGGUUAUGUCAAACGCAAGGCAAUCUGUGCCAACUAUCAUUGAAAAGGUGUGUGCAAUUGUUGGAAGAUUAGUUGACUAUAAUUUCUCUGCUGUCUGGGAUGUGUCAUUACAAGUUAUCUCAGCAAUGUUCUAUAAAUUAGGCCAAUAUGCAUCAUAUUUUUUAAGUGGUACACUUCAGAGCUUGGCAGAUAUGCAAAAGUUGCCAGAUGAGGACUUCCCAUUCAGAAAACAGCUGCAUGAAUGUGUUGGAUCUGCACUUCGCGCAAUGGGACCUGAAACAUUUUUGAGCAUGUUACCACUCAAGUUGGAUUCUGAAGUCCUAACUGAGGCGAAUCUUUGGUUAUUUCCAAUUUUGAAGCAAUAUAUUGUUGGUGCUCGGUUAAGCUUCUUUACUGAGUCAAUUUUACCCAUGAUUGGAGCCAUGUCACGAAAGUCAGCAUUGCUUGAACGAGAAGGAAAAGUUUAUUCAGCUAGGAGUAUAGAUGGAAUUGUAUACUCCUUGUGGUCCUUGCUGCCAUCUUUUUGCAAUUACCCUCAAGAUACGGCUGAGAGCUUUAGGGAUCUGGAGAAAGCACUUUGUUCUGCGCUUCGUGAAGAACCUGAUGUUUGGGGCAUAAUAUGCUCCAGUUUGCAAAUCCUUGUUCAGCAGAAUAGGGGACAUCUGGAAGGAAAAGAGGACAUGUCCAUCUUUGACCUAAGUGUUCCAGAACAACGAGCAAUUGCACUUUACAAUCCACAAGUUGCAGCCGAUAAUUUAAGUGUCUUGAGGUCCUCUGCUCGCGAAUUGUUAUCUGUUAUGUCGGGAGUCUUCUUGAAAGCUCCCAAAGAUAUUAGUGGCUCUAUACAGAGUACAAUAGGAGAGCUUGCUUCUGUGUCAGAAAAAGAGGUAGUUGCAAGGUUCUUUAGGACCACAAUGCAGAAGCUUUUGAAGGUGACUCAAGAGGCAAGUAAAGCGGAAAACUUUAGAAACUCCAAAUCGAUGCAGGUUGAUGACAUUUCUGGUGAAAGCUCGGUGUCAACAGCAAGGGCACAGUUAUUUGAAUUGGCAGUUUCACUUUUGCCUGGCUUGGAUGCCAAAGAAAUUGAUCUUCUAUUUAUUGCUAUAAAGCCUGGAUUAAAGGAUGUUGAGGGCUUAAUUCAAAAGAAGUGUUACAAAGUUCUUUCCAUUAUUCUCCGGAACUCAGAUGAAUUUAUUUCGAGAAAGCUUGAAGAGCUGCUUAAUCUGAUGAUUGAGGUUCUUCCUUAUUGUCAUUUCUCGGCCAAGCGUCAUAGGCUUGACUGUCUGUAUUUCUUGAUUGUCCAUAUGUCAAAGGAUUUAUCUGGGCAGAAUCAGCGUGACAUCAUCUCUUCUUUCCUGACUGAAAUAGUUCUUGCACUGAAAGAGGUCAAUAAAAGAACAAGAAAUAGAGCAUAUGAUAUUCUGGUUCAAAUUGGACACAUAUAUGGGGAUGAAGAUAAAGGGGGCAGAAAAGAAGACCUGCACCAGUUUUUUAACAUGGUUGCUGGAGGAUUGGCUGGAGAGACCCCUCAAAUGAUUAGUGCAGCUGUGAAGGGUUUAGCUCGCUUGGCUUAUGAGUUUAGCGAUCUUGUUUCUGUUACUUAUACAGUUCUUCCAUCCAUGUUUCUCCUCCUCCAGAGAAAGAACAAGGAAAUAAUCAAGGCUAGUCUAGGAUUGUUGAAAGUGGUGGUCGCUAAGUCCCAGGUUGAAUGGUUGCAAACACACUUAAAAGGAAUGGUGGAGGGCCUAUUGAAUUGGCAAGAUAGCAGGAAGAACCAUUUCAAAGCAAAGGUUAAAAUGCUAUUUGAAAUGCUUAUCAAAAAAUGUGGUUUGGAGGCUGUUAAAGAAGUCAUGCCUGAAGAACACGUGAAACUUCUUACCAACAUAAGAAAGAUUAAGGAGCGCAAGGAAAGGAAACUUGCUUCCAACUCCGAGGAAUCCAGAUCUCAUCAGUCAAAAGCUACUACAUCCAGGCGGAGUAAAUGGAAUCAUACCAGGAUAUUUUCUGAUUUUGAUGCUGAAGGAAGUGAGAACAGUGAUACCGAUUUCAUGGAUGUGAAGUCACUUAAUGGCCGGAAGAUGGACACGUCAUCAGUGUCAAAAUCCAAAGCAUCGUCACAUAGGACGCGUAAAGCUACCAAGGGCUUGCAGGAAGACUUGCUUGACCAAGUAGAUGAUGAACCACUCGAUCUGCUGGAUCGACAAAAGACAAGAUCGGCUCUUCGAUCAUCCAAGCAUCUAAAAAGAAAACCUGAAUUGGACGAUGAGUUAGAAAUAGAUGCUGAAGGACGGUUGAUUAUCCACGAAGGUGAUAAGAAACAGAAGACAAAAAGAAAUGUGUCAUCUGACCCUGACACAGAUGAAAAGAGCCAUGCAGAUAGUCAUUUGUCAAUAAAUUCACGAAAUACCCAGAAGCGAAGGAAGACAUCCGAGUCUGGGUGGGCUUACACUGGUAAUGAGUAUUCAAGCAAGAAGGCUGGUGGGGAUUUGAAGAGGAAGGAUAAACUUGAGCCGUAUGCUUAUUGGCCACUUGACCGCAAGAUGUUGAGCCGGAGGCCUGAGCACAAGGCUGCCGCAAGAAAAGGCAUGGCUAGUGUGGUGAAGCUGACAAAGAAGCUCGAAGGUAGGAGUGUCUCAAGUGCACUUUCCAUGAAGGCAGUAAAAUUGAAGAAGCAUAAGAAGAAGGAUGGCCAGAAGAAGACUAGGUAGAUGUGAAACAUAAUUUUUUUCAGCCAGUGGAAGAAAGCUGGAAGGUACCGUGGUGGUUUUUUUGUACUUAUGCCAUGGCGGUCUGCUUUUAUCGAGACUAGAGUCGUCAAAAAGAGAUGCAAUUGUGUGUGCUGCCGGCUGCUGAAGAUUUUACACAGGAAUUGAUUUUUAAUUAGCUCCGGCUGUCAUUUGGUUUGGUUCAUGAAGGAUCGAAGGGGAAUUUCUCAUGUUGGUCUCUGCUUCUAUAACUAGAGGCACGAGGGAUAGGAUAUUUUCAAUGAUCCUAAUGAUCAUACGUGCUUUUGUUUUCGAUAUUGUACGUGAUAUGGUAUCAAACCGGGAGAAAAUGUAUUCUUCAUGUAUAUAUGCACGUGUUUACAGAUAGUUUUGUGGAAAAAAAGGGAAAUCCAGCUAUAUUAGCAAUAAAGAAUAUAUUGAUUUUUAGAACA